CAUCUGCCGGAUUACAGCCUACGCGCAGACACCGAGGGUUUCAUUCUGUUUGAACGAGGAAAACAUCGUGUCCGCCUGUCUGAAAGCUGUCACAUGGGGCCGAGGAGGAGAAAAAAAAGCUCGCUUCCUGAAAUGAUCCUCGUCACCGGCGCUGUGUUUUGGUUUUUCUGUUUUUUCCCCCCCUCCAGCGUAACAUCGCAUCGCGUUUAAUUUUUCCGUCCGGAUCUUUCGGCGAUGAUCAGCAAAGUUAAAAACGCAAUGUCCACACUGGUGGGAGGGAUGAUGCCGCACGGACACCACCACCACCACAACCAUCACUCAGGUGGAGGCCAGACCUGCGGACCGGACAGCCUGCCGCCGCGCUUCCCUUAUGGCCGGCCGGAUUUCUUGGACCUCACCCCGGAGCUCCUGCAGUACUCCACCGAGCACGCAUCACGGCCGGUGCUCACGUUAAAGAGAGACAGCAGGCUUCCCUGGCGGACGGGAUACGCAGAGGUGAUCAAUGCGGGAAAGAGCAUGCUGAACGAAGACCAGGCCUCUUGUGAGAAGCUGUUUGUGAAGAAGCCGAGCGGCAAACACCGCAACUCCACUCUGGUGGAGGACAAUGGGGAUGGCACAGGAAUCCCUCUCCACUUCUGGGGCGUGUUUGAUGGACAUGCAGGUUCCGGAGCCGCCAUCAUGGCCUCCAAGCUUCUUCACCGCCUCAUCAGAGACCGUUUAGGAGAAAUCUGCCACCUGCUGGAGAACCCCAACAGUGUUCCUCCCAUCUGCCUGGCCAAGAACGGCAGCCCGUACCAGGCGGAGACAAAGAAGGGAGCCGCGCAGGAACCAGAAGACCCAGAUGCUAUCAGCGACUCCGCGGUGCGCUUUCACAUGGAGAAGGUUGUCAGCUUGGAGAGCCUGGUGAUGGGAGUCAUAGAGACCGCCUUCACACAGAUGGAUGACCUGAUUGAAAAGGAAAAAACGUCGUAUGCCAUCUCUGGUGGGUGUUGUGCCUUAGCUGCCAUACAUUUGAUGGGGAAACUCUACGUAGCCAAUGCUGGAGAUAGCAGGGCGAUCAUCAUCCGAAAUAAUGAAGUUGUUCCCAUGACUAAUGAAUUCACACCUGAGUCAGAGAGGCAGCGGCUGCAGUAUCUGGGCUUCCUGAGGCCAGAGCUGCUGGGUAACGAGUUCACUCACAUUGAGUUCCCUCGUAGGAUCCAGCACAGCGAGCUGGGCAAAAAGAUGCUCUACAGAGACCACACCAUGACUGGCUGGGCUUAUAAAACUAUCGUUGAGGAUGAUCUGAAAUUCCCCCUGAUAUAUGGAGAGGGUAAAAAGGCACGUGUCAUGGCGACAAUCGGAGUGACCCGUGGGCUGGGAGAUCACGACCUGAAGGUGUACAACUCCAACAUUUACAUCAAGCCCUUCCUCUCGUGCGUCCCUGAGGUGAAGGUGUAUAACGUGGAUGAACACAAACACGGCCCGGACGACGUCUUGGUCAUGGGAACAGAUGGAUUGUGGGACGUGACGACGGACAAGGAAGUUGCAGAUGCCGUGUCAGCCUACUUAUCCUGCUGUGACCCCUCUGAUCCCAUGAGGUAUACGCUGGCAGCCCAGGACCUGCUGAUGAGGUCACGAGGAGUGCUUAAAGAGCGCGGCUGGCGGCUACCCAAUGAAAAACUGGGCUCAGGCGAUGACAUCACUGUGUUUGUCAUCCCAUUGGCCGGGCACGAGUCAGAGACAUGACGCGAUGAUUUUAGGGACCUUCCAAGCUCCCUAAACCCUGGACCGACGGUGGGGUGGGGGGAGGGUUCGGGAAAAGAAAACACCUUUGUCAUAGAGAAGACUCGGGUCUGAGCAGCACCUUCAUCAACCCACUAGACCGGACCCAGUCCCAGCCGCUUCCCUUCAACCCAGUCAUGUAACAAAAGAUUUUCAGUGACAUUAUAAGAGAAGUCACACUCGUUCUCCCAGACCUGCUGUUUGUGACUGUUGCCAGUGAGAAUUAAACCCUUGUAGUAUUUCUGUUUCCUGUUUAUGUUCAAGGCUGAACCGCUACUCAAUCCUUUGAAUGGAUUGAUCAUUUUCAUGUCAUGACCUAAAUGUAACUCUGUUUUGUUAAAAAAAAAAAGCAGUCGUAUAUGUGAAGGAAAGUGCGGAAGAGAAUGUGAGGAAACCAAAGAGGUGCGUUUAUGGAAGAAGGAUGAAAGUCUGUAAAAAAAUAAAUACAUAAAAGAUAAACAAAAAAAUCAUUAGAUUCAUGUCUGUACAUUAAAGACGCAUGUGGGAAGUAAAACCAGAGGAAUGGGCCUUUUUCAGCAGAACCAGUCUUUGUUGCUGUACCUCCUUUCUUAAUGAUGAAUGAAUGACGACACCUUGUUGCACAUGCUCCGUGGUAGCCUGUUGAUUUGUGAUAUCUUUCUGUCGAAUGUGCUCAUGGAUAGUUUUCUUUUCCUUUUUGACAAUCCGAUAACGAGAACGGAGGGUUCCACCUGCAUCCAGUAUAAUGAAAAUAAUGAAGGAACGGGAACAUUUGUUUGAUUAUACACGUGUUUUCAUCGUUUUACCCUCAGAGGAGAAACUGAUUUGUUCUCGGUAAAUGUCUCGGUAUACAGUAAGAUGUGAUACGCUUCACACAUUAUGCCUUAUUAAGAGAUGAAAGGGACUCAAGAGUUUUUUUCUUCAGAUGCACUAAAUUUGACCCUUGUAGAGGUGGCAGAGAACAGUGUUUGCCCUUAAAUGUACCAUAUACCUCUUUUGUACCACUUUUGUUAUGUCAUGUCGUUGUUUAGAUUAUCCAUAUAUAUUUUUAAAGACCGCUUCGGUUGUAAGCAGUAUCAGAAGUUUUAUUUUUCUGUUUUUGUCCAUUGCUGUUUGUUUGGAGAGAUGGUUUGUCCUAUGAGCUACCAAAAUAUGAGGUAGAGGUAUAAUGUGUUCCAGUUUAGAAAUAAAUCGGAUUUUUUUCCCA
This is a messenger RNA of Chelmon rostratus (copperband butterflyfish), 2950 nucleotides long. It is a transcript of the gene ppm1j, whose product is annotated as protein phosphatase, Mg2+/Mn2+ dependent, 1J. Gene Ontology annotation, biological process: protein dephosphorylation. The record is from RefSeq and is a predicted model, not a curated record. NCBI's taxonomy places the organism in Eukaryota, Metazoa, Chordata, Actinopteri, Chaetodontiformes, Chaetodontidae. The transcript has 10 exons. Bases 235 to 1728 code for a protein of 497 amino acids. Gene Ontology annotation, molecular function: protein serine/threonine phosphatase activity.